AUGGUACUGCCGCCGAAACCGUUUUUGAGGAAACGCAGCGGUAUUUCGGGGCGGUUAAUGGAAAAAAUACAUUAUCCAACAAACAUAAACGCUGCAAAACAGCAGUCAACUUCAUCAGAUGUUUCAAGCGACAAUCAGACCCCUGCAGUUGAUAAUGAAGCUCAGGAUUCAAAUCGCCCGUAUACAGCUGGCACGGCUGACAGUGGUUGUCCAGAAGACGCUUGUUCGGUAGUGCUUAGUCCAAACAGUAACAGAAAAGAUGACAAUGUUGAAUCAGUGGUCAUAGACGUUACAGAUUGCACUAACAGCAAUUCAGCAGCUUCAUCCGAAGUUCGGAGCAAUCGCGGUGCACCAUCAAUAAUUAAUGAUUUGAGUGGUUUUUCAACGAACGAAACUAACACUGCCUUUGCAGCAUCAAGAAAUUUUGAUAAUGACGACCGUGUCAUGCAAAAAGUGUCCACCAAUGUAUCGGUAGGAAACUCGAUUGCGGGGAAUGUUGAGUCUCAAAUACUGAACAUGAUUUCACCAAGGACAUCGGAGAAUUCUCAGGACACUGAUGACACAAGAUCGCGCCAUUGGCGACAAGUUAUCAGGGAGUUUGCAUCAGAAACUAAGCAGAAAGCGGAGCUUCUUUCUCUUGAAUCAGUUUCUGCAAAUGGAGGAUCUUCAGCUGCAAGUUCAAAUAGAUCGGAACAAAUUCCAGAGGGAAUUCCACAUUUCAUGAAUUGGUGCAGGAGAGAAGGACGUCAGAAGUCACAUACCGCGCGAGAAAUAUUACCGUCCGUUUUUAGUAAAAAAACUGGAGGCGGUAUUUAUGCUCAUGUAAAGAAAGUUGGAAAUAACGCAGAAAAAAUGGAUACUGUAUUAUUAGAGACAUCUUUGGAAAACCUGACUUCGGGACAUAUCACGGAGGGAAAGAAAAUGCAGCAGACAGUCGAAAGUAGCGCAACUGAACGGAAUCUCGCAAAGCAGUUGAGGGAUCUCAUCGCUCAUGUAGACCUCGCAAGAGAGUAUCGUCAUCACGAAUAUGAAAGACUGGAAGAAAUUUUCGAUCAGGCAUUACAAGAAAAAGAAUAUUUCCGUCAACAAGUGAAUGAAUUAAAAAAACGUGUUGUGCAGUUGGAAGAAGAUAAACAAGCACGACAAGAAAAUCUUGCUGUAAGAGAAGAAGCGGAGAAAAUACGCAGUGCUGAUAUUGAACGUUUGAGACGAGAAAAUGCUAUUCUGAAUCGACAGCGAAAGCAGAAGGAUGGUAGUAAUACUGCUUUAGUAAAUCUGCUUAAAGAACAGAUAAGCGAUCUUCGUAUAUUGGUACGGGAUUUUGAUCGGCAACGUAAUGAGUUGAGGAUGCAAAUCAGAAAAAGCAAUACAGUUUUAAAAGAAAAGAAUGAGAUUAUUGAACAAUUGAAGAGUGAAAAAACACACUUGGAAAAACGAAUUGCAAUCAUUGCGAAAAACAAGGCAGCCUUUCGAGGUCGUUUAGCUGAAAAUUCUAUUUCUGCCCAGGCGAUUGCCCGAGCUUCAAAGAAUGCAACUGUUACGACAUCUACAAAGGACUUGACCCCUCAGAAUAACGAAUUUUGCAUAACGAAUGCAAGAGAUAGUGGAAGGCAUACCAGUCAGAUCAAUAACGUCUCAAGUAGGAUGCAAAAUACUGUAAAUAUUGUCGAAAAUACGGACACAUUAAGCGAUAAUGAAGAUGUCGUAGUUGUUGAAGAAGGAGUGACACCGGCACGUUUGGGAAAAAAUGUUCGGUGGAACGAACCUCUUGAAACAAUGGCUUCUAUUUCUCCGCCGCUUUGUGCACACUCUCCUCUAAAUCUUCCAAAUUCUGAUAUGCAGCUAAUUCUAACUGAAAAUAAUAUGGUUGGAAGAGCAUCGUUGUAUCGCAGUGAAAAAGAUUUUACCGUCUACACUUUAACUCACUGUGGUUGUCACUUUUAUGAAUAUAGCAACACAGACACUCGUUGGAUACAUUCAAGCAAACUUUAUCAGGUAAAUUAUUAUGGACAAGCAGGUGCAACCACUGUUGAGAUAUGUGGGGGGAAAUUGCUUGUUCGACAUUUUUUAACUGGUCAGUUGGAAAUUUAUCGCGGAGAUGGUGAAACUACUGUAGUGACACCUGAUGGGCGUCGCAUAGAGGUUGUUAGAGAUAAAUCAGGAUCCGUGCGCGUCGAAAUCUAUGGAUUGGAUGGGAGAGUUCGGAUCAGAGGACGUGGCGAAGCAGAAAUAGAACAUCGAGCAACGCAAACUUCAUGCCAUCGCAUGGAUGGUUCUUACGCUAGUUAUAUUGCUAGUGAUGAUUCGAUGGAGUGGCGUUCACCGGAUUAUACAGUGCAUCGGUUUAAAAAUGGUGAUACAAAGGUGCGUCUAAAUUUAAUUGAUACAAGUAUCACGAUGCUUGUCAUGGAUGUUGGCACAGUGAAACAUUUAUCAAAUCCGUUCCAUAGACGACUUUCGAAAUAUUGUGUUGAAUGGGGCACUGUUGCUAGAAAAAGGUCCAGAGUUAUUGCUGCCGCCCAGUCUGGUGUACUUAACCAGUUGUGAAUGAGUUAACUUCUUGUUUUAUAAUGUGACUUUCUAUUUCCAAGAAACCCAGUCUUGAGCUGAUUUUUCUUUUUUAUACGUACAGAGAAAC
This is a messenger RNA of Loa loa (African eye worm), 2638 nucleotides long. RefSeq lists its product as hypothetical. Bases 1 to 2547 code for a protein of 848 amino acids. The record is from RefSeq and is a predicted model, not a curated record. The transcript has 17 exons. Lineage: Eukaryota; Metazoa; Nematoda; Chromadorea; Rhabditida; Onchocercidae.